Messenger RNA from Caenorhabditis angaria, 712 nucleotides. NCBI's taxonomy places the organism in Eukaryota, Metazoa, Nematoda, Chromadorea, Rhabditida, Rhabditidae. The record is from the annotation of a GenBank genome assembly.
AUGACAAAGGAAAACGAGUGUCUAGAUGGCCAAAUCUCAUUAGGAACCAUAGAAAAGUAAGUGAGAAAAAUUCUAAAUUCUAACUUUCUAGUCAGAAGUUGAUUAAAUUCAAUGUUUUCCUGAUUAAAAUCUUGAAAACGCUUGAUUUUAUCAGGUUUUUAUUUGAAUUUCAACUGGGUUUCAAUCAAAACUUGGAAUUUUCAGGUCAAAAGAUUGCUGCAAUAAACAUCGUCAGGAUUACUCGGGAGAAUUGUCGCUAACAAAUCGCAGAAAUGCGACGAAAAAUGAGUGUCGCGAAUCUGCGCCAAUGAGUGCGACAUCGAGAGAGUCUAGUGUUUUUUGUCGCACACAAUUUUUUUUUUCGCGACCGUCGCACAUCUCGGCGCAGAUCUGCGACAAGAGUGUGCGUGUCAGUGACGUCACAAAAACGGGCGGUUUUUAAAUCAUUGAUUUUUUAGCCGUUUGUUGAUUUUUUUGUUUGUUUUCUUGAAAUUCUUUGUGUAUGCGGUUAAUGAGUUCAACGUUUUUCUUCUUCCGACGUUUAUAUUCUUAUGCAUGAAAAAAUCUAUUGAUUUUCAGUGAUGCGAUCAAUUUUUGGAAACGAUUUGUUUAUUGGGGCUGAUAUUAAAUGGUAAGAAUUUCAUGGGCGGUUUUUGAACAAUAAAGAACAUUUUUCAGUCACGAAACUAUGAAAAUGGAAUGGAUACUGUGA